Photinus pyralis (common eastern firefly) is the source of this 953-nucleotide messenger RNA. Its product is annotated as nuclear fragile X mental retardation-interacting protein 2-like. The record is from RefSeq and is a predicted model, not a curated record. The transcript is spliced from 3 exons. Bases 537 to 953 code for a protein of 138 amino acids. NCBI's taxonomy places the organism in Eukaryota, Metazoa, Arthropoda, Insecta, Coleoptera, Lampyridae.
GUAGGCGUACCUCUUACUUUACUAGAAUAUGUUGUUAGUCUUGCGUUAGAUUCCGCGUGAAUUUCUUGCCGCUUCCGUUCGAGGGAACUCCGCACGUGUCGGCGAUGUUUUCCCUUAAGUUGAUUUUUUCGACGCGAGUAAUUGAAGUUCGAAUCUGAGCGGUGCCCAAACAAAAAAAUGGGGACGACGCGCUGAAAGUGUGUGAAUUUUUCUUUAACUUUUUUUCGCCGCAGGCGAGAAUGUGUAAAUAGAGAGUGUUGGUAAAUAGAAGGAAGUAUAGGUCACGGUCAGACAAUCUGCACCCAAAUAAUUCCGCAAACCGUUAACUUUUUCCUCUAGAAAAUUCUAAUAAGGCCGUAGACGCGCGCGUUAGGAAACACUAAUUUUUUUCAUGAUACGUUAGGAAACGGUACUAAUUCAAUGUAAGAAGAUACAGUUAGUAAACAAUAAAUUAGAAGAAGCAGAGCACGUCAACUGCUGACCUUGAACUGAAAAACUACCGUAAAAAAUUAGACUGUUUGUGAAAUGUGUCAAAAAUGCCGCAAACUAUGAUGCGAAGUAAUCAUGCGGCACAUCAUCUUCCGAACGGCCACAGUAGCCACUCUAACGGAUACGCUCAUCAUAACGGACAUCAGCACAGUGCAGGACAUUAUCAUCAAAAUGGCUAUGCAAAAAGCAACGGACAUGCGAACGGCGCGGCGAAUGGUAGACCAUGGAUGAAUGGUCAUCCACAUAAACCAGAUGACAGGCACUCGACUCUGUCAAGAUACUGCACCUCGGAGCGGCCAACGUCGCAAAUCAGUUACAAUGGUAUCAAGCGGAGUUGUCGCGAAAGGGGAGUUCUGUUUGAGGAUCCAGAUUUCCCCGCCAGUCCUCGCUCGCUGUACCAACAGAAAAAACCGCCAUUUAACUCGAUCGUGUGGAUGAGGCCACAUGUAAGUGGAUUAUUUUAG